Messenger RNA from Ananas comosus (pineapple), 997 nucleotides. Its product is annotated as endoribonuclease Dicer homolog 4-like. The transcript is spliced from 5 exons. Bases 107 to 766 code for a protein of 219 amino acids. NCBI's taxonomy places the organism in Eukaryota, Viridiplantae, Streptophyta, Magnoliopsida, Poales, Bromeliaceae. The record is from RefSeq and is a predicted model, not a curated record.
AACGAAAGUUUAGGGGGCUCGAUUGAAACUUGCGAUGUGUUCAGAGAUGCGGAUCCCUUUCUAGGGUUUCAAGGGGAUCUCAUUUCCUCUUCUUCACCCCCUCCGAAUGGUUAGCUUCACGGAAGCGGAGCAGCAGCAGCAGCAGCAGCAGGAGGUAGGGCACACUCUCUUCAGCAUUAGCUGGUACUUUGAUCUUCUCCAACCAUGCCUAUUGUUUGCCACAAAUGGAGUGCUGGUCCAGGCCCUUGGUUUUAAGCGGAAGAGUGAGUCGUUGAAGGAGAUAAUGCGGCCCGCUAGGAAGAAGGAGCCGCAAUUCGUUGUAAAGGGCCAACAGCCGUUAGCAGCGGGCGUUGGUGUAGAUAAAUUGGCCAAGUUAUUCGUCGACUCGAAGGAGACCCAUUGCGAGUCGCAUCUCCAUAAGACAAAGGAUAAGGAUAAAACAGUCGUGGGUCAUCAAGCAGCGAAUGAAGGACAACAAGCCAAUCCUGGCGGUCAAAAAGGCAUUCCCAGAAUCAAAACAGCGAGGACGAAGCUGUUCGAGAUCUGUGCCUCUAACUAUUGGAAAGCGCCUUUGUUUGAAUUGUGCCAAGAAGGACCCGUCCAUGGAAGGAUGUUCACCUGCAAAGUCACAGUGGAAGUGGAUACAAUCACCACCACAAUCUUGGAGUGCUUUAGUGAACCAAAGCGGAAAAAGAAAGCUGCGAGAGAACAUGCUGCAGAAGGGGCAUUAUGGUAUCUUGAGCAUUUGGGCAUUGUGGUACCUUAAGCAUUUGGGCAAACCAUGGAAAGUUGAUGAAAUAAACUAGCACCCUUUUAAUCCUGUAGUUGAUUUUCUGAAGUUCUGUGAUUGCAAAAGCUUGAAACACUUGAAGAAGCUCUGCUUCUUUGUUGUUUGAAUUGGAGGUUGUUGGAUGCUGUGAUCUGCACUGUAACCACACCCUUUACAAAGUGGAAAGUUUGAAUUGAAUGGUGUUAUCUAUCAAAAUGACCCACUGUA